This is a messenger RNA of Apiotrichum porosum, 1038 nucleotides long. RefSeq lists its product as uncharacterized. NCBI's taxonomy places the organism in Eukaryota, Fungi, Basidiomycota, Tremellomycetes, Trichosporonales, Trichosporonaceae. The transcript is spliced from 4 exons. Bases 1 to 1038 code for a protein of 345 amino acids. The record is from RefSeq and is a predicted model, not a curated record.
AUGUUCGCCGCUACCGCUCUCCUCACCGUUCUCGCCGGCAUCGCCCGUGCCCAGACCGUCCUCUACGAGGGCUCCGCCUUCAAGGCCACUGUCUACUACGACAUUGACGAGUACAACGGAGUCGACGUCUGUGCCGCUUCCAACGGCGGCCCCUUCCAGUCCAACUGGGCCAUUGACACUGGCAUCAACACCGGUGUCACCUACUGCCAGGGCUCGGACACCACCGCAUGGACCCUCAAGGACCUCAACUCGAACCGUAUCGUCGCCAUGAACUACACCAUGGUCUCGGGCGACAAGUCCAAGUGGUGUGGCAAGGAAGUUCAGAUCUUUGACGCUUCCGGCAACGAGAUCACCAUUGACGAGGGACCCUUCGUGCUCUUCGACGGCUGUGCCGCUUGCAUGAGCGAGAACAUCAUUGACCUGUCUGCCAAGGCCUUCGCUGCCGUCAAGGGCGGUACCUGCUCGGGCAACAACCCCACCGGCCUCACCGUCAAGAUCCUCGACAGCACCAUCUCGCCCUCGGGCUCGGUUGCCUCGUCUGGUUCGGUUGCCUCGACCUCUGCUGCCGCCGUUGAGUCGUCUUCGAGCUCGUCGGCUGCCGCUGUCGAGACCGCCGCCGCUACCGCCACCGACGCCGCUACUGCUGCCGCCACCGUUACUGCCUCGAUUGCCGGCAACCAGCUCAUCGCUGAGGUCAACUCGUCGGUCGUUUCGGUUGAGCAGGCCACUGCCGCUGCCACUGCCGCUGUCACCGACGCCGCCGCUGUCGAGUCCGUCGCCUCUGUCGCCGUUGUCGAGUCUGUGACCUCUGCCGCCCCCGUCGAGGCCUCUACCUCUGCGACCACUACUCUCCCCGUCUCCAACGCUGCUGUUCCCGUCACCACCGAGGGUGCCUGCACUUUCGGCGCUUGGCAGUGCUCUGGCCUCGCCCUCCAGGUCUGCGCCUACCAGGACAGCACCACCGUCGCAUGGGAGACCGUCGCCACCUGCGACUCGGAGUGCAGCUUCACCUCCACUGGCAGCGUUCUCUGCCAGUAA